This is a messenger RNA of Pollicipes pollicipes, 1060 nucleotides long. RefSeq names its product epoxide hydrolase 4. The record is from RefSeq and is a predicted model, not a curated record. NCBI's taxonomy places the organism in Eukaryota, Metazoa, Arthropoda, Thecostraca, Pollicipedomorpha, Pollicipedidae. The transcript is spliced from 7 exons. Gene Ontology annotation, molecular function: catalytic activity. Bases 86 to 1060 code for a protein of 324 amino acids.
GGCGAGCGACUGGCUUCAGCACGGCACGGCCAAGAUCAGGAACAUAAAACUGCAUUAUGUCACUGCGGGUAGAAGCACAAGACGCAUGAUCCUGUUUCUACAUGGUUUCCCGGAAUUCUGGUAUUCGUGGAAACAGCAAAUGAGGGAGUUUUCCAGCACAGAAUGGGUGGUGGCCUUGGACCUGCCCGGAUACGGGGACUCGGAAGGCCCCGUCCGCGCCGACGCCUACACCGUCGACGCUCUGGUGUCGCUCGUUCAGGAGUUUAUCUCCUUGCUAGGUCGAGAUCAGUGCGUUUUAGUGGGGAGCGACUAUGGCGCCCUCAUCGGCUGGCAUCUACUACAGAGAUCACCGCAGACGUUCAGCCACUUCGUAUCAAUAUCACAGCCCCUGCCGAACAUCAUGCUAGAUAUUCUGGAUAAAUCGGUUCAUCACAAGCUCAAACAAUGGCGGUGUUACCUGUACCAGCUGCCCUGGCUGCCCGAGUACCUGAUCGCCGGUGGUGACCUGGACAUCCUCUGCGCCGAGUAUGGAGACGCGCAGAGGCGGGGUCGGAUCUCGCCGGAAGACAUGCAGGCGUACCUGUUCGCCUUCUCCCGAACAGAGGACUGGCGGGGGCCGCUGAGCCACCAGCGUCAGCUGUUCGCGGCCUGCAACUGGGCGAGUCCGCCGGACCGGCUGGCCGUGCCGACCCUGCUGGUGUCGGGCGGCCGCGACCGCUCGUUGCCCGUGGACGCCAUGUACCGCUGCCUGCCGCACCUGGUCGACUGCCGCAUACAGAUGGUGACAGACGCCGGGCGGCAUGUGCAGGUGGAGCAGCCCGCGCAGGUUAACAACCUCAUCAGAGAUUUCAUUGGAGUGUUGCCAGACGAGCCGGAGCGGCAGCUGGCAGCGGCCGACGAGAGUGGCCCGGGCCGCUCGCUGCUGGGCCGGGCGCUAGAGGGAGGCCAGGGCUGGCUGGGCGCCGGCAACGCCCUCUACAACCGCACCGUCGAGCGCAUCAACACGGCGGCGGCCCUCGGCGAGCGGUACACACGCACCGUGAUGAUGCUGCAGGACUGA